This is a messenger RNA of Hippocampus zosterae (dwarf seahorse), 7854 nucleotides long. RefSeq names its product leucine-rich repeat transmembrane neuronal protein 4. The transcript has 3 exons. The coding region runs from base 777 to 2660 and encodes 627 amino acids. The record is from RefSeq and is a predicted model, not a curated record. Gene Ontology annotation, cellular component: extracellular matrix. Lineage: Eukaryota; Metazoa; Chordata; Actinopteri; Syngnathiformes; Syngnathidae. Gene Ontology annotation, molecular function: protein binding.
GGCGUGACGUUAGGAAUACCCGUUGUAGAUCUUCGCCUGGAAUAUUGGCCGGAUGAGCUUUAUCCGGACCCACUUUGAACGGACCUGCGCGUGGGUUGCGCAGUCGCCAGAAGAGGGCAUUCGGUUUCUGCCUGGUUAAAGUUGCCCGGGGAUGCAGACGCGCGGCUGAACAACAGCGUUCAAGGAAGGCAACAAAGGUGGAUACUUGGAUAUUGGAUUAUUUUAUCAGUUUUUGCGUUGACUUGUGGGGAAAGCAGCGGGACUUUGCUCUGUGCGCAAUGGGCGGUCCAGACUGAGCAUCCCUCCUGUCAGACGACACCGAGCUUUUGCCCUGCACGGGAGUGCAAUCUAAGGGCUGCUUUUCGGCGAAAAUCGAAUUAUGUUGCGUUAAUUGAGAGGCUCCCCGACGGGGCUCGUGAUGAAUCUUCAGAUGCAUGAAGAGAUUUCCACGGUCGACUUGGAUGGGACUGCGCCUGCUGCAGUGGGCAAUUUUUGUUGUCUCCAACUUGGACACGGCUGUUGUUUUUGCAGCAAAAGCAUGGACGUGGAAUUUUGAAUUUGGAUUUCCAUCAAAUCCAACGAGUCAUCCUAAAAAAAAGAGGUAAUUGUGGUGUGUUGUGCGUUUAUAAAGGCGCAUUUGAACCGGACUGCACACCCAAGUCCAGCAGAGGAAGCGGGGGCAGGUGCGCUCAGACCCGGGCAUUGAAUUAGGACGGUACCUGUGAGUGGACAUGCGGAUCCGAAUCCAUUAACUGGACUUGACAGAUAACGUGGAUAUGGGCUCUGCUCUGCAACGUCGUUGGAUAAUACUCCAACUGCUGAUGCAGGUGUGGCUCGCAGCAAGCCCGGCUCAAACAGAGCGUCCAUGCCCAAAGAGCUGUCGCUGCGAUGGCAAAAUUGUGUACUGUGAGUCAAGUGCAUUCCGUGAUGUCCCCAAGAACCUCUCAGGAGGUUGUGAAGGCCUGUCGUUAAGGUACAACAGCCUCGUCAACCUUCGAGCCGGCCAGUUCGUUGGCCUGAACCACCUCAUCUGGCUCUAUUUAGACCACAAUUACAUCACGGUUGUAGAUGGCAUGGCAUUCCAGGGAGUUCGCAGGCUAAAAGAACUGAUCUUGAGCUCCAACAAGAUCAGUUCGCUUCACAACACCACGUUCCAUCCUGUACCUAAUUUGCGUAACCUUGAUCUGUCAUACAACAAACUGGAAGUCUUGCAGCCAGGCCAGUUUCAAGGACUACGGAAGCUUCUCAGUCUUCACAUCCGCUCUAAUUCACUCAAGAUCCUUCCACUGCGUCUCUUCCAAGACUGCAGGAAUCUUGAGUUUCUUGAUCUGGGUUACAACCGCUUGCGCAGUAUCACUCGGAAUGCACUUUCUGGCCUAGUCAAGCUCACAGAGUUGCACCUGGAACACAAUCAAUUCUCAAAGAUCAAUUUUUCACAUUUUCCUCGUCUCUACAAUUUGCGGGCACUUUAUCUCCAGUGGAAUCGCAUUCGCUCCAUGAGCCAGGGUCUCACCUGGAUUUGGGUUUCCAUCCAAAAACUUGACUUGUCUGGGAACGAUCUAUCAGAACUUGAUGCUGCCAUUUACCAAUAUUUGCCCAACCUACAAACCCUCAAUCUGGACUCCAACAAGUUGACGAAUGUGUCCCAAGAGGCGGUUGAUGCCUGGGUUUCCGUCACUGCAAUUAGCUUGGCUGGGAAUAUUUGGGACUGUGGUCCAGGCAUUUGUCCUCUUGUCUCUUGGCUGAAGAAAUUUCGGGGUGCAAAGGAGACCACUAUGAUAUGUGCCUCUCCAAAGAAAGCCCAAGGUGAGAAAGUGAUGGAUGCUGUUGAAGCUUUUGGGGUUUGCCAGUCCAAUCAAGUGACAACGCUCACCGUUAGCGUUCCCCCCACUCCAGCCAAUGUCUCCGAGCAGUCUGAACAUCACCCAGCCAUUUUGGUUUCACCUACUCGCUCUGGAAAGAGAGCUGAAGGAUCUAUCAGGGGCCCAACUUCAUCAGCGGUUACCGAGCCAGCAGCACUUCCCCCAGAUCAAGAUUUGGAGCCUGUGUCCUUUCAUAAGAUUGUUGCAGGAAGUGUGGCCCUGUUUCUGUCUGUUGCCAUGAUCCUACUGGUGAUCUACGUGUCGUGGAAACGCUAUCCUAGCAGUGUCAAGCAACUGCAGGAGAAUUCCUCGACGGCCCGCAAGCGGCGUAAGAAGUCAAAGGAAACGGAACACACCUUGAGCUCUCCCCUGCAGGAGUACUAUGUGGACUAUAAACCCAACAAUUCAGAGGCCAUGGAUGUUCUCGUCAAUGGGACCGGAACCUGCACUUACACCAUCUCAGGCUCCCGAGAAUGUGAGGUUCCUCAUCAGAUGGGCGCACUGACCUUCUACCGAUACGAGCAGCCGAUCGUAGACUACUGCCAAGCUCAUCAACCCCUGCGGCUAAACAUGGGCUAUGAGGGCCCACCUCAGUGUCUGGAGGGACUCGAAGACCUGGGGCCUUGUGAGAGGGCCACAAUACAGACAGUGGCGCUCCCGGCCGUGCCCGCCGCUGCCACCGUAGGGCCCUCAAUGUCAAGGCCACGUUCACCCCCACCAGCACUCAGGCCGACGACCGAGGCUCCCAGCGGCGGUCUUCCCACUGAGCGCACCGGCACACUUAAAUUUGGACGCUAGCGAGCUGGACGUCAGCCUCUGAUGACUUGUGACUUGAGAAUAAUGGGGCAGCUGAGCUGGUUAUUGACCUCGGGUUUGAAACGUUAGUAAGAAGAAAGGUUUUGGUUUUCAUGUUACACACAAUCUGAGUGAAUACACAGUCCCCCGGGAUAACACGUUAUUUUCCGUAACGCCGAAUUGACGAUGGUCUGGGUCAUAUAAAAAAAGUUUAUUUUUCAAAUUGUGUAUGUUAAUUAUUAUUUUUUUUGCCAUUUCAACAGAACGGGUUGUGUUUUUGCAAGGUUGCGACAGUGCAUGUACUCUGACUGUUGGGACAGAAAGGAGUACAAAAGGCUGUUGAACCAAUUUUGAUCAUUAUUUCAUCUGGAUCAGUCCUCUCUCACAGUGAACGAUUACCGUGAGCUCGUAUCUGCUUUGUUUGACUUUUAAUUUUGGAUGUGCGAUCAAAUUAAUUCUGUCCGUAUACAUAUCAAACCAAAGAGUUACAAAAAACAAAAAUAUUCGUUAAACUGAACAUACGUUGAGGGCAUUUCUUAAAAUAUGAUAAACAAGCAUCUUUGCUAAAUUGUUGCACACAAAACUAAACGUCUGAGGUUUUGUUUGAAACAAAUUGGCAUCGUAAUCAGAUGGUGAUGAGUUGGUGUUCAUCGAGUAGUUAUAGCCUGUAAAACCAUUCCACAGCAACACACUUUAAAUGUACAAGGUCCUGUUAAAAGACUGUCACACCUUUUGUAGAUGCGUAGAGCCCAACAACAACAUGCUGAAUCUGUGAGGAAAGAUGAUUGCCAAGUCAUGUACAUACUGUAUCCGUGAAGAGGUCCGCUGACCACUCUCACUGCCCCAUUUGGAAUCACGACAGACUUUUGAUCAUAAGAGGAAAAUUCGGAGAGCAUCAUCUCUGACCAUGUUUUGCUCCCUGAACCCUAACCCCUACCCCUCCACCCCCGCCAUCACAGAGCAAAGCAGUGCCUCGUGAGGGCAUGUUGAAUCAUCACGUUGACUUGGUCUCAGCCUGUGGAUAAAUUGGGAAUACUGCCUGACAUCUCCCCGGGGUCCAGUACGAGACAUCACGGCGCUCUGUAAACUUUUGGCAAACAUGUCAAGCGUUGCUAUUCACUGACUUGUGGAGCAAGAAAGACUCAAAGCAAACAAUGCACAGGGAUCUUGUCUAUUUUUUGUUUGUUUGCCCCUCCCACCCCCAUUUACAUCCAAGUGAUGAUCCACCUUGGAGAUAUUGGAACUCUUCACCAGAUUAACUAAACAACUGACAUUUGCCACAUGGACUGGCCGUCAAGAUCAGAAACUAGUUCAUUAUUUAUCUUUUAUUUUUUGGCUGUUGUCAUGAACAAAAGAGACACUUUUUAAGGUGUGCAACGAUGAUGUCAAGACAUUCGCUAGCUGUAUCAAGGGUAAAAAAAAAAAAAAAACUAAACAGAGUGUAUUUAUCUUGUAUAUACAAAAUCUUUUCAAACGGCAAGAAAAUAAGACUUUCUGCUGUAACAUCUGAUGGACAGAAAGAGGAGCCUUACUCAUUUUUCCAGUGUGGGAUCUAAGUGUUAGAAAGCUGAAACUGUCCUGCUCCUGUUUCAAUGAUGAAUAUUUUUCUAUUUGCUCCCACUAUUAUUAACCCUGAAGCGUUUUUGUUUUUUUUUCUUUUUCAUCGAAUCAAAAAUAAUGGAAGAACAUUUGCGAGCCCAGUUGUGACAUGUUCAUGCUUGUCUCAUAUCAACGGCCAUAUUCGGGGGUUGUGAGUUUCAUCCCAAAUCAAACGACUGUUUGGAAUUGUACCUGCAUUUCUUUUAGGUGUCAUUACAAAAUGUAAACCCCGAAACAGCAAUUCACAAGGUCUUUACAGUUUCACCCCCCACACCCCCAAAAAAACAAGCGUUUCAGCCUCCCUUGAUGUACAGUACAUUGCAAAAACAAUGCAGUCGAAUCGCUUCCUGCAAUUGCGUCAUCGUGCUGGUGGAGUUUCUUUGGGAAAAGCAGCUCAGCCAAUAAAAUAUUGUAAGAGGAGGGAUCUCAAUUCUGCCCAUACAGUAUUCUGUCUGCCUUGCUCUUUUGAAAUUCCGCUCUCGUUGCUCUGGCGAUAACUGAUUAUUGAUUUAUCCUUGCAUGUUAAUACUUUGGGCUGCAUCUUGUUUGAGGAAAUUGACAGUCGAGAAGAUACCUGUCUGAGAAGAACAUGUUGGGAGCUGAACUGUUUUUUUGAGGGACCGAUUACAGCCCCUGUAGAGUGAUACUCACUGUCUGGCUCAUUAAGCUUAUCGAGUCUCAAGCUGGAUCUUGGUACUUUUGGUGGUAUUGCCUUCUGUGGUUCACUGACAAAAGUACGCUGUCAUAUUGCAACAAAUGACAGCCAUGCUUUACCACUUUAUUCUGAGGCAAUUAAUAAGCAUGGUAGGGAAAAAAAUAUAGCUUUUGGAAAAUUCCUACCUGAGUGGGUCUGCGACAGAUGGGGAAAUACUCCAAUUCUGUUUUUUUUUUUAUGUAUUUUUUUUAUUUUUUAUAUGUACUGGAUCAUGACAGCAACUUUUGUUUUUCCAGAUAAUGACUGGAGGGAUAGUAUUAACAUCUGACAAAUAUGUUUCCAGGUCUAUCUUUUAAAUGAUGUGUGUGAGUGUGUGUGUUUUGAUGUUUUUUUUUUGUCAAAAGAUCAACAUUUUUAAAAUGCCCAAUUCUUCUUAUUGAUAAUUGGCGUUAUUCAUGCUAGUUCACCACAGAAAUAUUUUGUGUAUAGCACUCACUCUCUGAAAAGUAUCCUCGUUUCGAGUAUGUCCUCUGAUAGUCCAGCAAACCAGCCGGUCAAACGUUGAUAACCCCCAAGGCUGAACAAUUAAUUAAGGAAUAAAAAAUUUAAAAAAAUUAAAAACAUUGCAAACAUGAUUUUAAAGUUUGAGUGUUUGAUUAACACCAGAACAAUACGCAUGGUGACGAUUCUAAAUGAAUUUUUCAGUCAACACAAACCAAUACGGACAGGUAAGAAAUUAUCAUAUUUUCCGGAUUAUAAAUCGCUUCGGCUUCAUCCUCUGUGUCACUUUUAAACAACACUGCCAACUCUGGUGGUAGAAGAUGCGGUGCUUCCUCUUCUCCGACACUGACGUCACACUCAUCGUCAAUUUAUCGAGACAGGCCUAUAGCACUCCCUUGCGGUUUAAUGUGAAAAUUAUGUGAAAUGAUAAAAUAAUCUGUUCAUUUCACACAUAAGGCGGCCAAAAUAAAAAAUAAAAAAACUUGUUGUCCGCAAAAUACGGUAUGUACUGUAUAUUGUCUUUCUAAUAUCCCGUCUUUCUAACACCCUCUCCUUAGCACCCUGUGGUCCAUGUUCAGUGUGGUACACACCAUGAUGCCAAACAACAACCUUUUGUGGUUAAACCAUCAUUUUUGUCCAAUCCAGUUUCUUUUCUUCUUUCUUGCUUUCCCAAAAUUCAAUUGGUCCACUAAAAUAAAUCCAUAGGCAAUUUUUCUGUUUUAUUUAUUCAUAUUCUUAUCAGUGCCAAGUUAGUUCAGUGACCGUUGUAGCGUUAUCCUUCUUUAGUAGAACACAAACAAUGUUGUCUUGCUGGGAGUAAUUAUUUUGUUUUUGUUGUUGUUUUUUUAUUUUUUUUUCACCAUUGAGGAGUGGGCUGCAAAGGCUCUGCAUGCUUAAUGAUGCAUGUUCGAGCUGAAGUUCAAGUCUAUCCGCGUAAGGCCGACAACGCCAACAGGUUUUAUUCUGUGUGGACUCCAAUUUUGUUUGUUUAGGAUUUAAUUGCACAGCAAGCUCUCCAACACCCCCUCAUUUCUGCUGGGAGGUUUUUGCUUCUUUUAUUUAUUUAUUUGUAUUGUUGGAUUGUUAUUUAUUUAUUAUUUUCAGGUUUUUCUUUUUUUUUAAAUUUUCAUUUUGCUUGUGGUGGGGUGAGAAAAAAAAGAUGCCUGGAGAUUUGCAGUGAAAAACUUUCACAUUGUUGGGUUUAAGCACCAAGGAAGAGCUAAAUGCAGCAGUAGAGAUCAGUUGGUCCACCAGGAAACACUGUACAUUUGGGAGGACAAACAGAUAAGUGCAAUUACAUUUAUUACUGUGAUGUUACAUGCCUGAACGUCUCGGGCAGGUUUCUUCCCGAUGUAUCAGAAGCAUACCAAGUUCUUCGGCUGAGCGCACAAGCGAAGUGGCAUUCUUGAAUUGCUUGCAUUUUGUAAGACGUUUAAAUACUUAUAUGCAUGCUCAUGUAGCAACAAUUGAAGAGAGACUCACACUUCACGUAAAUGAUUACGACACUGUCAAGAAUGAACUUGGAUUUUUUUCACCCUCUGGCAGCAGAAAGCCUAAAACUUAAGACUAAUCAAGAGUGCACACACACUCUAAAAAAAUACUUAAUAUUCAAUAGCUUUUUGGUGCAUCCAUCAAAUUGAGCUCACCCAAGGCAAUCUGUGACGGCUCGCUGAUUUCUAAUCCAUAACCGACUAGAUUUGAGAAAUUAAUUGCAAGUCAAAUACGGAUUUGGAGCUUUUCCUGCUAUGAUGUGCAUCGGGUCUCUCAUCCGCAAGUCAACGCUGCUCCCUAUUCCCCUUUACAGCACACUGGAGUCAUUUAAUAGAUUUGUAACAAAAUUGUACAGUUCAUGGCACAUUAAAAAAAAAUAUAUAUUUUUUUCUUCUUAUUUAAUGAAUAAUUUGCCCAAGCCCUAGGACUAACACCACAAAUAUAUCUCACAUUGCAAAUGGACAAGACGUAAUGUGUACUUACAAGAAAAGCUGUACUCUGCAUGUAGGAAAAAAUGGGCCUAAGUGUGUGUGAGUGUGUGUGCCCCUACAGCGUCACAUCCUCCUCCACCUUCCUUUCGCCAGUGUCACUACAACUGAUGCUCAUGCCUGCCCGGUCCUCAUUGAUCGUUAUUGUCCAUUACUGUUUCACAUGAGCAGAAGGUCUUUAACCUGUGGCUCAUGUCAUGCCGACACUGUUUUUCUGCCAUGGCUCAUGUCAGAGGGUACGUCCAAUAGCAAGAUGUGAUCAUUAACUUUUGUCGGGGAAACACAUUUUUUCAUUUGCCUGACAAAUCCCGUUUACGCCCCUGAGUGUAUUUAAUGCAAACACCGAAGGAGAUGAGGUUUGAAUGAAAACAAGUGACAGUUUAAUCUCGUGUUUAAUGUGUCAUGACACUGAGAGAGAAAGCAGGCGAGCUGGCAUAAAGUAAGAUUAGAAAAAGAAAUAAAA